Molecule: messenger RNA, 2962 nt
Organism: Polyodon spathula (Mississippi paddlefish)
Lineage: Eukaryota; Metazoa; Chordata; Actinopteri; Acipenseriformes; Polyodontidae
Exons: 20
Coding region: 120-2774 (884 amino acids)
Source: RefSeq, a predicted model, not a curated record
CAUUUCUUCAAGGAUUAAAUCACAGCAUGCAUUAUUUUAUCACCUCCUUUUCACAACAAUGUUUCUUAAUCAUGUUCACUAAGAUUUGCAGCUACUUUUUACACAUUUUGUAAAACCCAAUGAAGGGUAGAGUGAAGAAAGUGUCUUUUUAUGAAUGCCCAGCUAUUGGUGAAUGUGUUGACUCAAAGGAUAUUCUGGAGAAGAAUGGAUGCCAGUACUCUGUAGCAGCUCAUGCUGGCCAGGCUAAUCUCCUCACUGAUGAAGAAACCAACCAUUCGUCAAAAGAAGGACCAAGAGGUUUGCAGUUACUAACUGAUUCUGAGAAGGAUGGACAACUGUUGCCUAGAGGAGGAUUCAUGGAGAACAAGACAUUGGGAGUCGUGCUACCUGUGAACAGGGAAGAUGCAGCAUUCAUUUCAACUGUGUUACCCCCCCCAGGCACUGAAAAACAUACACUUCUUGUUACUCAAGUGAGCUCCGAACAGAGUGCAGUACAAGAGCGGCUGCCCACAGGGGGCAGUGAAAAUUUCGUCUGUAAGAGAAUGAGCACUCUGGAGACUGUUCAAGACGCUUUCCUGGAGCACAGUAUUGAUCUGAGAGACGAACAAGCCCUGGCUAUUCGUAAGAUAGAUGAAUUAGAGAAAGAGGUUUCUACACUGAAGGAAAGAUUCAACCAGACUGUAAGCUGUCUUCAAGAUGAACUGGAAACAAAGCUGUUACACUGGACUCAGGAAAGAGAGUCGCUUCUGGGGCAGCUAACAGAGGCUCAGACUGCCGUUUUGUACUUUAAAAAACAUUCCUUGCAAGAGCACAGUGAACAGUCUGACACAGGUGACCUUAGUGAUCAUACAGUUCUGGAUGUUCUCAUUGAUGAUGAAGCUGGAUUCAUGGCAUCAGAAUCAACUGGAACAUUUGAGGGUCCAGUUGAAGGUCUGCUACGGGAACAUUCACUAUUGUUUUCUGCAUCUCAAACUGAUGGACCGGAUGCACUUCUGAUGGAACAAGACUUACCAAUCGUUGUAAAUAAACUAAGUAGAAUUAGACAACAUAAGAUGAAUAUUGAAUUCAGAAAACUACAUGCACACAUUUUACAUUUUAAAGAUGCAAUUAUCAAAAUGUUUUUGGACAAAGAAAUGUUUAUUGGUGCCCAGCGCUUUAAUGAUAUUGCAGUACUGCAAUACAGUCCAGAUGUGGAUAUGUUGGAGCACGUUUGUUCCCUGGCCAGCAGUAGCCAGUGCAUCCUCAAUGAAGCUCUGACAGCAUUUAGUUUAUUGUUGAACAUGAGUAAGAAAGAAGGUGCUACAUCAUCCUAUGAUGGUACGUCUCACGAGCGAAGAAGCAUGAGCUACAUUAACUCUGUGCUGGAGCAAACCAGCCUCGACUCCUUGCCAGUCAAUGGGCUAAGCACUGCUGAUGCUGCCUUGGAGAGUCCAACAAAGUCAGAGCUGCAGAACCAAAUACUACAGAUGCAAACAGAGCUCAAUAUAAAAUCCCAACUUUGUCAGGAAAAAGACCAAAGAAGCCACCAUUUACUGUCAGAUAUGAAACAACGUGUUGACUUCUUACAAAAAGAGCUGAAUACAAUUAAAUUAUCUGCCAAGGAGGAAGGAAACAUACAAUUUAAUUCAAGCAAGAAAGGUCAAGACUCUGUGAUUUUAUUUACAAGAUUAGACAUGAAGCGAAACACACAGGUUUUGAAGAAAAGCCUGGCAGCUGGUAGGAUUCCUCAGGAGAGCUAUGAGAUUGCUUCUCAGGCAAUGGGGGAGUAUUCCAGACUUCAGAGAGAGAGAUUCAGCCAGCUUGUGAAGCAGUACACACAGCAUGUUGCCUUAUGUGAAGCCAAGAAAAACCCCAGUAACCUGAGAAAGAGAGCUGCUGCUGCUGCACCAGAUGAAUCAGAGACUCUCAGAAGAAUAGAGAUGCUUCACAGGAGGAAAAAGGAAACAUGGAACAGGAAAGAACUGGAUUUUUCAGAGCAGAGGAUGAAUCUUGCCAGAAUGUUGAUGAGCACAUUGAUUAAUAUUGAGGAGAAAUCAGGCUUGUUUUUAAUAAAGCCUGCACUCUCAUGGCAGGGGAGGCCUUCUACAAUGAAAGGACAAUUUAAAGUCAGUACAUGUCCUAAACUAGGAACAGUGCUACAUGUGCCUGCACCAUCCUUUGCUCCUACUGAACACGCAGCUGAACCUACAGCAGAAAGUCCUUUAUUGCAGCAUAUGGACUGCUUCACAGCAAGUUUUCAUGAAGGUAUCCAUCAUCUACCAUCUGAUUGUCCGUUGCCCGUGGCUGCAGGAUCUCAAGGAGUGUGGGACUUGGUGAUGGCACAACCUCGACCUGUUCAGUCAUCAGCAAAAAUAACUUCUUCUAAUAUACCCAAAAUACUGGAACUGGAUCUGCAGAGAGUGCAGUUUCCUCAACAACACCCCUGUUACAAAUUAUCCCAGAAGACAAUUCUAUCGGAAGUAAGACCUAUAAAGAAUACAACUAGAAGCUACUUCACAAUGAAACAUCAAAAUUAUCACCACUGCAUAGAAGCAGGGAAAACAAAACAAAUGUCUGGACCCCCUGUUAGGUGCCCAGCCCCUCCUAACCUUUACACAAGCGAUUUUGCACCAUCUGCACCCAGACCAACUCCUGAAGGUUAUCCAGCAUAUGCACUUCCACCCAUACAAGCAUCAUCUGAGGUCAGCUUCAAGUCACACUCAUGGAAAAAUACCCAUGAAGACUGCUUAGAACAGAAGGCCGGUUCAACUUCUUCAUCUGUUCAGUCCUUUUAAACGAUUCUGUUACUCUGCCCCGGAAAUAAACAAACCCAUAUGAAGGAAUUCAAAUAAUACAUCAUUUCCAAAGGAAAGCAGAAACAUGUAAAAAGGAUUUACAAAUGAGUGGAUUAACUUAUAUCACCUGGACUUUGUAAAUGACAUGGCAACAUUGUGGAUGAAAUGCACUGACAUUUACUGUUACU